This is a messenger RNA of Melanotaenia boesemani (Boeseman's rainbowfish), 926 nucleotides long. It is a transcript of the gene tmem81, whose product is annotated as transmembrane protein 81. The record is from RefSeq and is a predicted model, not a curated record. The transcript has 6 exons. Lineage: Eukaryota; Metazoa; Chordata; Actinopteri; Atheriniformes; Melanotaeniidae. The coding region runs from base 88 to 852 and encodes 254 amino acids.
UUUGAAUUCAGAAUUGCUGCAAUCUUUUACCUCCAGUAAGUUCUUUGGUUUCAGCUUUCCACAGCAGAUUUAGCAUCAAAUGUCAAAAUGCUACAAGGCUCCGUGAGGCUUUCCUUCUUCCUCCUCCUCUGCACACAUUUCCUAACCUCAGCAGACCUGGAGGAGGUCGAUGAAGUACCAGUGGAGGUGAUCACCGACAGCUCCCCCUGCAGCGCAACCUGUGGGCUGGGGCUUAAAACCCAAACCCUCUGUUUGCUUAAAGACAGCCAGAAAGCGCUGGAAGACAAAGUUAAUGGAAAGGAUGGAACACAGGAAAUCUCUCAAUCAAAUGUGUCAGACGAGUGUCGAGUCCGUAAGGUAAAAUGUCUGGAGAUGUGGCAGUGUGGACUCAGGACAAUGACGGUGGCGUCAGGACAGAAAGUGGAGAUUGAUUGUCUGGAAGAGGUCAUGGAGGCGAUGGGGAGGUUCUCCUGGAGGGUGUCAUGGCGCUACGCUCCAGGAAUGAUCACCUCCGAUGACUCUCUGUUCGAACGCUGGGAGGCUCCUCAUCUGGACCGAGUGAUUCUGGACCCUGUUAGAGAGGAAGAUGCAGGUACAUAUCGUUGUGAUGUUCAGGACACCAACUACCGCCGAGUCAAGCGGGUUUACUGGGGCAUUCGAGUUUUACCCACCGGGGUUAUCAAUCUGGACUAUGAGAGUUCUCUGGCUCAGUGGGACCAGACUGAAAGCCAACAGAAACCUGCGGUGCUGGAAACUGGAACACUUCUUUUUUAUGCUGUGGGGAUCAGUGUGAUCCUUGCAGGAGGCUGGACUGGACUGCUGGGCCUCUACAGGAGAAAAAUGAGGACGUAGAAUCUUUCAACACAUACGUGACGCUUAUUUCUCACUGUUUAAAGAUGGAAAUAUAAACAUGUGCAUCCUGAGUU